This is a messenger RNA of Sycon ciliatum, 2682 nucleotides long. RefSeq lists its product as uncharacterized. The transcript has 2 exons. NCBI's taxonomy places the organism in Eukaryota, Metazoa, Porifera, Calcarea, Leucosolenida, Sycettidae. Bases 181 to 1392 code for a protein of 403 amino acids. The record is from RefSeq and is a predicted model, not a curated record.
AGAGGAAAGGGAGCCCCGGCAUUCUUCACGCUAGCAUCGCAUGCCAUAUGCUCCGAUCCCGGAACUAAGAGGAAGAUCGAGCCCGCCGCUAGGUCACAGUAUUUGCUCGAAUAAAAGACGAUCGGAAAAUCAUUCCCGGCAUUUCUGACCCGUGUGCCAUCGAAGAAAGAAGAAGACUAAAUGACCAGGAUCUCGCAAGAAAUGACUAUGGCAAGUUUCCGCACCGAGUCGACAACUGCAGUGUCAAGUGGCCGGAGAGUUUUCCGUACCAAUCCGAGCUCGUGGCCGCUCGUCCUGUGCCUGUUCAUCUCGGCACUGUGGUGGGCCUCGGCGGAAGAAAUCGUGACUACAAAUGGUGGCUGGUGCCGCUUGGCCUGCGCUGAACUGCGAUACCACAACUUCAGCAUCGCAACUGCUCGGCUCAUGAAGGACGUUGCCAGCAGGUUCAGCUCUGCAUUGCCGCGAAAGGACCUCACUUUGAAUGUAACACCUCACGCCGUCAAGCCAGACUGUUCGAGCACCAGCGCUACCCCUGGUCAAUCUGUGUUCUUCUACAAGGUGAAGAUCUCCAGUGCACAUCCACACCUGCAAGCUGUCGACAGUGUCAUGCUGCGGCUGCCAUACUACAGGACCCGAACGCGGUGCCGUCCGUUUCUCGAGAUCUUCACGCCGGCAUCGGCUACGUCUCGCUACUGCACCGGCAGCAGCUUACGCCUGGCCGAUGAGGCGACGACGCGGACAAGCGGAGGCAGGACCACCGAGGAGUUCAACCUGACCGAGAGCUGGCUCAAGUCGUCGGCUCUCUAUCAGAAGUUCCUGCACAAGCAAAGUCACGUGUACCUAGCAGUGUACUACAAUGACACGCUUACAGACACCGGUACGGAGGCCAGGGAAACAUCCGACCCUGGCCGGAUAACAUUCUCAUUCCGUUCACCAGUGCAAGAGGCAACCCCGGAUCCAAAGGCAUGCUUGAUUAACGGCCACAUCCUGGAGGCCGCCAGUACUGUCGAAGGACAUAUGCGACAAUGUCAAUCAGGCUACCCAACCAGCGACACCGUUCAUGUUACAGUGGACUUGCAGCAGAAAUUCCGAGCAUUUUUCGGCACCAGCAUCAACAUCAAGCCGAGCAGCUUCAUAUACAAGAUCAAGCUGCCCAACUGUGUCAGCCCGAAACUUCAAGGAAAUUGGAUUGGCCAGAUUGAUCGUUGGGGCAAAACCGGCGUCUUGAACGAUAUUCUGCCAUUUGUACGGGAAACGAACUACAGGUCUUUCUUGUUCCCCAUGUGCGAGCAAUGCUCCCAGACAUUUGCCUUCAAUGUAAGUUUUGACAACACGCUCGAAAGGCUGGAGCAUACCUUCCAGUACACGGUUGGACGGCAAUGCUUUAAGUAACGCUGCGGUGCAGCACUGCAAAAGUCAGCACACUGCUCCAGCAGCCAGCCAAAUGCCAGCCCUCCCCCCCCCCCCCUACUACCACUACUGCCCAGCAACGGUAACCAUAGUGGCAGCAGUGGCAGCAGGACACUGUACAGUACUUGAAUGAGUAUGCAAUGUUACCUGCAAUGUACUCACACUGCUUGUCUGACUACCCAAGGUUCAUAUUGGCCGGAAGAACUCUGGAUGAGCUUGAUACACGAUUUCCUUUGACGAAUUUGAUGACGCUAGUAGUAGUACCGAACCUGUGCAACACUUCACACUGUAGCCCAGCUUUCUGUUGAGCACCUAACCGUCUUUUCCACUAGGCAUGGCGUGCAUGGCACUGUAUUGACACCUGCUUGCCACCAUCGUUGAGAAAUUUGUGAAGCCAAGACCGGGUUUUGUGAUGAAGCCGAGACCGAAGGUCAGCAGAGCAUCCCAGACCACACCACCACUCCCCGUAUUCAUGGCUCACACAUGACGGGUUUACAUGGCUCUAGUAAAAAAUAUUUAAAAAAUGCAAAGGGGAGCUGUUUUGUUUCCAUGACACCCCAGGCUAGCGGCCGUCCGAUCCUGAGUCUCACAAGCCGUCACUACGUAUACCCAACAUCCAUAUUAUUUGAUGUGACAAAGGGAAGCGAGUUUACGGCGGAGUGAAACAAACACAGCUGCUGCAACAGCUAGCAAGCAGCUAAGGCUUGUCAUGCAUGGCGUGCAAGUACUGGUUAUGAUUGUACCCCAGUGUUGCCUUGGUUACUACUACGGAUAUCUCCAGCACCAUGGGCCGGCAAGAGAGUCGGUUCUCCUCUGCGCAUAAAGUAGAAGGUUUUGCCAGAAUGGUCUGCUGGCCAGGCGAAUGCUGAUUUCCAGAGUUCUUGCCUUUUGCUACGGUGUGUGUGCACACAACAUCAUGUUUAGUUAUUCUCUUGGUAACACAGUUUCAGAUGCCUCACCUGCAUGUGACCUGCAUGUGAUCUACAUGGGGCAUUGACGUUCCCUUGGCCCUCUGGCCCAGUUCUACUAUAUGUACACUGCAAGUGUCUACUACGAUCUUGAGGCGAAAUAAGAAGGUAAAAUAAUCACUACAUGGAUGAGAAACUCGAUGGUUGAAAACACCGACAAGCAGAGUUUGGUCAUACCAUUUCAGUUUUCCUUCUUAUUGUGUGAGCAUAAUGCUACACUUCAAGGUCCCGUUCUUCAUAACUUACUUCAAGCUCUCUUGUUUGUUCUGUUCAUGCUAAGCCAACUUUGCCUGGGCACGCAGUA